CCCAUACAAAGAGAACACAAAAGAAACCCUAAGGAACUUGUAACUAUAUAAAAGCUCCGACUUCGAUUCGGCGUCUCUUUCCUUCACCUGAGCGGACGAAAACACUCAAGCUUGCAGAGAUCUUUCACUUUAAUCCUUGAGAAGUAGCAAAAAUGGCUGAAAAGGCGGUCACCAUCCGAACCAGGAAAUUCAUGACCAACAGACUUCUCUCCAGGAAGCAGUUCGUUAUUGAUGUUCUUCACCCUGGAAGAGCCAAUGUUUCAAAGGCUGAGCUGAAGGAGAAGCUAGCAAGGAUGUACGAGGUCAAGGAUCCAAAUGCAAUCUUCGUAUUCAAAUUCAGAACCCACUUUGGAGGUGGUAAAUCAUCCGGGUUUGGUUUGAUCUAUGAUACUGUUGAGAGCGCUAAGAAGUUUGAACCCAAAUACAGACUUAUCAGGGUAAAUGCUUUUUCCACUCUUGUUUCCAUUGUUAUAUAUUGCUACUCACAUUGACCCGUCUUAAAUCAUUACUCUUGCUCAUUACUGUUUGUCUGAAAAUUAUAAGCUAUGUGAUAAGUUUCGGACUUUAUAUCGUAUUGCACUUGGUGUUCUCUGCAUCUUUAUACUUAAACAUGCUUUGUCUAUGUGGUUGGCAGAAUGGACUUGACACUAAGAUUGAGAAGUCAAGGAAACAAAUUAAGGAAAGGAAGAACAGGGCGAAGAAAAUCCGUGGUGUUAAGAAGACAAAGGCUGGUGAUGCCAAGAAGAAGUGAGAUCCUGAAGAGAGAAUCUUUAUCUUGUGGGUUCUUGUUCUCCAUAAUCAAUCACCUUUUAUGUUAUUUGUCCGCUGUUAGAUCGUUUCUCCAACUAGACAUGUUUACUGAAAUCUGAGAUUUUCGUUUAUUUUUGUUUUGGUCAGUUUAUGUUUUGAGUUUAGAGAAACAUAUGAUCCAAGGUUUUUGUUCAAUACAACUAUUUAAUCUCUCUCUCGUCUCUUUCCACCAUUCCCAUGCGCAGCAGAUAUAAGCAUUUUCUUGUUCCUUAGGUGAUUUAAUUCUUGAUCGGUUACUCGUGCGGCUGUGUUUGAUUGUAAACGUGAGUCUCUCUGGCUAUUAUCGAUGUUAUUUACCCACAUAUAAUGAAAAUUUACUUAGAUC
This is a messenger RNA of Arabidopsis thaliana (thale cress), 1135 nucleotides long. Its product is annotated as Ribosomal protein S24e family protein. Lineage: Eukaryota; Viridiplantae; Streptophyta; Magnoliopsida; Brassicales; Brassicaceae. Gene Ontology annotation, molecular function: structural constituent of ribosome; mRNA binding. Gene Ontology annotation, biological process: translation. The record is from RefSeq and is marked reviewed. The transcript is spliced from 4 exons. Bases 153 to 491 code for a protein of 112 amino acids. Gene Ontology annotation, cellular component: ribosome.